Camelina sativa (false flax) is the source of this 1169-nucleotide messenger RNA. The record is from RefSeq and is a predicted model, not a curated record. Lineage: Eukaryota; Viridiplantae; Streptophyta; Magnoliopsida; Brassicales; Brassicaceae.
GCUCCAAACCUUUGGAAUCUUUCUUUCUUUUUCCCUUUCAUUCAGGGAUUGUUUCUUUGUUUUCUAGGGUUUUGAAAUUUCCAGAAUGGCUUUUUUUGCCAAAGAGACCAAACUCCUCGAGGCUGCAGACAAUCUCGUCAAGCCUCAUUCCUCAACUGAUGCGACUCUCAAUCUUCUCGAUGAUGUCCAGUCUCUGCUCGGCACUGUCGAGCAAGAUGCUCCUAGUUCUGUAGAAAGAGCCCUUUUUUCAACCACGACGGCUUUGGUAUCUGCUGAUCUCUUAAGAAACCCCGAUUCUGAUGUUAGGGUUUCUGUUGCCUCUUGCUUGGCUGAAAUUAUGAGGAUUAAUGCUCCACUGACCCCUUAUCCCGAUGUCCAAAUGAAGAUGACAGUAGAAGCAUUUGAUAAACUAGCUGAUGCUUCCAGUCGCAGUUACAGGAAAGCUGAGGCUGUUCUUGAGACUUUUGCAAAGGUCAGAUCUUCCUUAGUUAUGCUGGACUUAGGAGUGCGAUGAUCUUGUCCUAGAUAUGUUUCGACGGUUCUUGAAAGUCAUAAGGCUGGAUCAUCCUCGACUGGUCCUUCUCUCAAUGAAAACGAUUAUGAUCACAGUUAUAGAUGAAAGUGAUGAAAUACCCAUGGAUUUGCUCGAGACUCUCUUAAAACUCUGUCAAAAAGGAAAGCCGGCGGCUUCCACGCUUGUGGAGAAGGUUCUCAGUAGUUGUGCCCGUAAGCUUCAGCCUUGCAUCAUCGAAGCUUUGAAGUCCACAGGGACCAGCUUGGACAUUUAUUCUCCACUAGUUUCAUCAAUUUGCCAAAGCGAAUCUGCCAUUACUCAAGGGCACAGUGAUGUUAAUUAUUCUCCACUAGUACCAGGUCUCGAAGAAGAAGCCGAAGUAGUGGGAGGAGGCACAUCUAAGAUCACCUGUGUCUACCGUAGGGUAAAGAAAAAGAAUGCGCCUUGGGAAACAAAUGAUGAAGAGCCUGUUAUACUUGAAACAGGCAAUCCAGGUAGAGUCGACAACCGGAAACCUCUGGUGCAGUUGUUGGACUUCCGGAGUUCAUCUGAACAAUGGGGCCCUGUUUUGCGCCACUUGUAUGAAGAAGAAGCAGAGGAAGAAGAUGUGGAUUACCUUCGCCAAAGAGACGAUAGUCAGGUAGGUAACCCCUGA